AUGUCAGGAAACUACCUGCGGGCCUGCGUGUGCGCGGCUCGGGGCGCGCCCUACGACGCUCACACGACCGGGAUGACGGGCGCCAUCAGCUACCACCCGUAUGGCAGCGCGGCCUACCCGUACCAGCUCAACGACCCCGCGUAUCGCAAGAACGCCACGAGGGACGCCACGGCCACGCUCAAGGCCUGGCUCAACGAGCACCGCAAGAACCCCUACCCCACCAAGGGCGAGAAGAUCAUGCUGGCCAUCAUCACCAAGAUGACGCUCACGCAGGUCUCCACCUGGUUCGCCAACGCGCGCCGGCGCCUCAAGAAGGAGAACAAGAUGACGUGGGCCCCGAGAAACAAAAGCGAGGAUGAGGACGAAGACGACGGGGACGCGGCGAGGAGCAAGGCCGAGAGUCCCGACAAGGCUCCGGAGGGCGCCGAGACCUCGGCGGAGGACGAAGGGAUCAGCCUGCACGUCGACUCGCUCACGGACCACUCGUGCUCGGCCGAGUCGGACGGAGAGAAGCUGCCGUGCCGCGCCGGGGACCCCUUGUGUGAAUCGGGCUCAGAAUGCAAGGACAAGUACGAUGACCUGGAGGACGACGAAGACGAUGAGGAGGAGGCCGAGCGGGACCUGGCGCCACCCAAGCCUGUGACCUCGUCGCCGCUCACCGGCGUGGAGGCGCCUCUGCUGAGCCCCCCGCCCGAGGCCGCGCCCCGCGGUGGCGGCGGCGGCAAGACACCCCUGGGCAGCCGGACGUCCAUGGCCUCUGUCGCUCAUAAUUCAGGCUACCUGAAAAAGCAGCUCAAGGGACAGAAAACCGAGACCUGGGGAACACAGCCAGAAUUUGUCUCAGAGAGGGGCGGUGGAGACGCGUUUGUGGGCCGUGUGCCGCCUGCGUGGGUGCGGGGCUGCCUGCGGAGCCAGCGGGCUGGGGGGUCGGGUGCUGACCAACUGCCCCCUCUCCUGACAGAUGCCGGCGAGGGCUGCACCGUGGUUGGCGGGGGCGUCCAGCCUAUCUAUAGAAGGGCCGAGCCCAGCAGCGCAAGUAGGUGUCACAAUUGCUUUGGGAAAAAAUAAAUAAAUAAAAAAUAAACUCAGCAGGCCAUUCUCUCUUCCCAAGCUCAUAAAUACACAGAUACAAAAACAGAUUUCUAAAUCCGGACCACAUCUCGUGCCACCGUAAAAGAGAAGGAUCCACACAGCACUAUCAACCCACAGACUAAGGACUGGAACAGACUGUUGUUGGACAUAUGUGAAUUUGUUGGCAUAGUAAUAGCUUCCUUGAUGUAUGUGUGACUUUUGAAAACAAUCUGUUUUUUCUCAGGAUAUCUUGAAUUGAUCACUUCAUUGCCACGGUAUAUAUUCUAUAGGUGUGAUAGGAUUUACUGUAAAAUUUAUUUGUAAAAGAUGUACACAGUAGAAAUAAAACGUGAUUGAAGAACUUGAGUACUUCAGAAGUGGAAACAAAUUUGAUAUUUAUUUUUAUAAUGAUAUAAAGCUUCUAGUAAUUUAUGCAAGUUGUAUUGCAAUGGAAUCUAAACUUUUGUAAAUAAAUUCUGCCUGGUUUUUAUUUGAACAUUGCUGGUUAUACAAUCUUUGUUGGUUGUUCAACACCAAUUCUUUACUAAUUUAUAUCUUAAAUUGUAAAUAAAAACAGACUAGUCUACAAUAA
Molecule: messenger RNA, 1663 nt
Organism: Galeopterus variegatus (Sunda flying lemur)
Lineage: Eukaryota; Metazoa; Chordata; Mammalia; Dermoptera; Cynocephalidae
Gene: IRX2
Product: iroquois homeobox 2
Biological process (GO): neuron differentiation; regulation of transcription by RNA polymerase II; cell development
Cellular component (GO): nucleus
Molecular function (GO): DNA-binding transcription factor activity, RNA polymerase II-specific; RNA polymerase II cis-regulatory region sequence-specific DNA binding
Source: RefSeq, a predicted model, not a curated record